GUUCUGUCUGUCCUCUUCUGUCUUGUCUGUUAUGUCUGUCCUGUCUUGUCUGUCCUGUCUUGUCUGUCCUGUCUUGUCUGUCCUGUCUGUCGUGUCUUGUCUGUUCUGUCUAUCUUGUCUGUCCUGUCUUGUCUGUUCUGUCUGUCCUGCCCUAUCUGUCCUGUCUUGUCUGUUCUGUCUGUCCUGUCCUAUCUGUCCUGUCUGUCCUGUCUGUCCUGUCUGUCCUGUCUGUCCUGUCUGUCCUGUCCUGGCCGAAUUCGGCGUUUGAUCCGCCCGAGCAGAUGAACGACUGGAUCGGAGCAACACGACACAAGAACCCGGCGAUCUCACCAAUAGCUCUAUCACGCGGCCCAGGAUGUACUCCACUCCACUCCACUCCACUCUGGAUCGAAUGCCCCCACAACAAAUUACAGCCGGCCACAAGCCCGCAAUCCAGCCAUCCGGCGCCAACCCUCCACCCUCCACCCACCACCACCCGACUCACGUGCAACACUUCACUUGCGAGGGCCUGUACGUGCAUAAAAUGUAUGAAAAUCCUCAAUAUCGUGGUGCUGGCCUCGGGCAGUGGCCGGAGGAUCGGAUCAUUCAUUUACCUGAUCACCGUCCCCGUGGUGUCAAUGUUUCAUACCAGAGUAUGCACUAGCUGCAGACACGUCCGCUUCAGUACGACGAUGCCGGGAACGGAACCGGAGCUCACAUCACGCCUUUAUCCGCUGCAGGCACAUUUACCGUGCAACGGCACCCGGAGAGAGGGCCGAAGACACAAAGUCGGUCGCAGAUUGCUGCUUGUAACAGUAAAUGAGGCCGUAGUGCUUAGUGCUCGGCGAUGUUCAGAGAGGAAGCAUCGUGGAUUUCCACAUUGCACGGUGGCCAGAACGGUGGUUCGUCGACCAUGCCGGUGGUGUCGUCGGUUUCCUAGGCGAUCAGAUCCAAUGCUCCUCCAUUUGGUGGGCAGCUGAACUCUGUUCCCCAUGUGUUCGUUUUGCCUUCUGUGCACCUUGCGAAAUUCCUAAGGGCUCAGUGCGGCGAAGCCGAUUCACCCGGAAGCGACGCAUUUCCGAGAAUUCCAUGGCUCCCACCCCAGGCGCCGGUGCAGAGAACUUCAAAUUCUGUGUCUCUUUCGACUACAGCUAUGGUGACUCCGUGCACUUACCAGCUUUCGGUGCCAUCCAUCGUGUCGGCACGUUCUCUUGGCGAGUGUGAAGCAUCGGGAUCUCAGAGCGACUGGCUGGUGAUUCCCCAUACAGCAAAGCGGACGCCAA
Messenger RNA from Tricharina praecox, 1262 nucleotides. RefSeq lists its product as uncharacterized. Bases 282 to 959 code for a protein of 225 amino acids. Lineage: Eukaryota; Fungi; Ascomycota; Pezizomycetes; Pezizales; Pyronemataceae. The transcript is spliced from 2 exons. The record is from RefSeq and is a predicted model, not a curated record.